Coregonus clupeaformis (lake whitefish) is the source of this 1959-nucleotide messenger RNA. Its product is annotated as ras-related protein Rab-11A. Lineage: Eukaryota; Metazoa; Chordata; Actinopteri; Salmoniformes; Salmonidae. The transcript is spliced from 5 exons. Gene Ontology annotation, molecular function: GTPase activity; GTP binding. Gene Ontology annotation, cellular component: postsynaptic recycling endosome; axon; transport vesicle. The record is from RefSeq and is a predicted model, not a curated record. Gene Ontology annotation, biological process: melanosome transport; neurotransmitter receptor transport, endosome to postsynaptic membrane; exocytosis. Bases 151 to 798 code for a protein of 215 amino acids.
ACGACAAGGCUCUGGCUGCAGUGCAUUGCAGUGCCAGGCAGGAUAACACCACUAAGGUAGAAUAACCGAUAGGACCGAGGAAGAAAGGAAAGGGACGGUGCCACUUGGAUUCAAAGACAUCGAACAUCUCCUUAAUUUUUUUAAUUCAGAAUGGGGAAUAGAGACGACGAGUAUGAUUACUUAUUUAAAGUGGUGUUGAUCGGAGACUCUGGUGUGGGGAAGAGUAACCUAUUGUCUCGGUUCACCCGGAAUGAGUUUAACCUGGAGAGUAAGAGCACCAUCGGCGUGGAGUUUGCCACCCGCAGUAUCCAGGUGGACGGCAAGACGGUGAAGGCCCAGAUCUGGGACACGGCUGGUCAGGAGAGAUACCGGGCUAUAACGUCAGCGUAUUACCGUGGCGCGGUGGGGGCCUUGUUGGUCUAUGACAUCGCCAAGCACCUGACCUAUGAAAACGUGGAGCGUUGGCUGAAGGAGCUGAGAGACCAUGCAGACAGCAACAUCGUCAUCAUGCUGGUCGGCAACAAGAGUGACCUGCGCCACCUCAGGGCUGUGCCCACCGACGAGGCAAGGACAUUCGCAGAGAAGAACGGCUUGUCUUUCCUGGAGACUUCAGCCCUGGACUCUACUAACGUGGAGACAUCCUUCCAGACCAUUCUGACAGAAAUCUAUCGCAUCGUGUCUCAGAAACAGAUGUCGGACCGACGAGACAAUGACAUGUCGCCUAGCAACAACGUGGUCAACAUCCAGGUGCAGCCGACGGAGAAUAAACCAAAGAUGCAGUGUUGUCAGAGCAUCUGACCCCCGACCCCCGACCCCAAACACCCUUCUAAAAGACUGCUUGGUCCUGUCUGUCUGAGACACAGCUGCAUGGCCAGUCUCUAAACGCCAUGCCUCCAUGUAGAGGCUGAGGCUGUGUCCAGAUUCUCCACCCUUCCUCCCAAAGUCUGCACGUUCACACUCCAUGUCAUGGAUUCAAAAGCAUUGGAUUGUAAUCAUUGGUUGAAGGGAGUUUAUUUCCACCAUUGUUAAAUGUAUGAUGGGAAGUGUGCAAGGGAACACUUUGUGAAAAGGGUGGAUAAUUAGGGUGCAGCAUGUGUCUGAGCCCGUUGGUUCCUUAAGGAUCCCCAGUCAGGACCAUACAGCUGUCUGAGCCCGUUGGUUCCUUAAGGAUCCCCAGUCAGAACCAUACAGCUGUGUCUAGGCCCGUUGGUUCCUUAAGGAUCCCCAGUCAGAACCAUACAGCUGUGUCUAGGCCCGUUGGUUCCUUAAGGAUCCCCAGUCAGAACCAUACAGCUGUCUGAGCCCGUUGGUUCCUUAAGGAUCCCCAGUCAGAACCAUACAGCUGUGUCUAGGCCCGUUGGUUCCUUAAGGAUCCCCAGUCAGAACCAUACAGCUGUGUCUGAGCCCGUUGGUUCCUUAAGGAUCCCCAGUCAGAACCAUACAGCUGUGUCUGAGCCCGUUGGUUCCUUAAGGAUCCCCAGUCAGAACCAUACAGCUGUCUGAGCCCGUUGGUUCCUUAAGGAUCCCCAGUCAGAACCAUACAGCUGUGUCUGAGCCCGUUGGUUCCUUAAGGAUCCCCAGUCAGAACCAUACAGCUGUGUCUAGGCCCGUUGGUUCCUUAAGGAUCCCCAGUCAGAACCAUACAGCUGUGUCUGAGCCCGUUGGUUCCUUAAGGAUCCCCAGUCAGAACCAUACAGCUGUGUCUGAGCCCGUUGGUUCCUUAAGGAUCCCCAGUCAGAACCAUACAGCUGUGUCUGAGCCCGUUGGUUCCUUAAGGAUCCCCAGUCAGAACCAUACAGCUGUGUCUGAGCCCGUUGGUUCCUUAAGGAUCCCCAGUCAGAACCAUACAGCUGUCUGAGCCCGUUGGUUCCUUAAGGAUCCCCAGUCAGAACCAUACAGCUGUGUCUGAGCCCGUUGGUUCCUUAAGGAUCCCCAGUCAGAACCAUACAGCUGUGUCUG